Doryrhamphus excisus (bluestripe pipefish) is the source of this 1088-nucleotide messenger RNA. RefSeq names its product stathmin 2a (gene stmn2a). The record is from RefSeq and is a predicted model, not a curated record. Gene Ontology annotation, molecular function: tubulin binding. NCBI's taxonomy places the organism in Eukaryota, Metazoa, Chordata, Actinopteri, Syngnathiformes, Syngnathidae. Gene Ontology annotation, biological process: neuron projection development; regulation of microtubule polymerization or depolymerization; microtubule depolymerization. Gene Ontology annotation, cellular component: neuron projection; growth cone; cytoplasm.
GCGUGUCCGCUCGCCUCCUAGCUUCCUUCCUCCCUCCCUACCUUCCCAUCCGCCCCUGUCCGCUGACUCAGUGCCUUAGCAGCAUCUUCUUCCACCUGAGCAGAGCAGACAUCCUCCUCUCCGGAGAAAUACACUAACUACUUAAACAAACAUGGCUAAAACAGCGACCGCGUACAAGGAGAAGAUGAAGGAGCUUUCCGUCCUCUCGCUCAUCUGCUCCUGCUUUCAUCCGGAGACGCGCAACAAGCUUGCACGCGAGUUUGAAGACAUGGAAGUGAAGCCAAUCAACAAGCGGGCCUCCGGGCAGGCCUUCGAGGUGAUCCUCAAGCCCCUGUCUCCAGUAUCAGAAGUCAUCCACAGCCUGGCAUCUUCUCCCAAGAGAGACAUCUCCUUGGAUGACAUCGAGAAGAAACUGGAGGCGGCCGAAGAGCGGAGAAAGUACCAAGAAACUCAAGUGCUGAGGGCUUUGGCGGAAAAGCGAGAGCACGAGAGGGACGUGCUGUUCAAGGCCCUGGAGGAGAACAACAACUUCAGCAGGAUGGCCGAGGAGAAGCUCCAGAUGAAGAUGGAGCAGAUCAAGGAGAACCGAGACGCCCAUUUGGCCGCCAUGCUGGAGCGUCUACAGGAGAAGGAGAGACACGCAGCGUUGGUGCGUAGGAACAAAGAGCUGCGGGACGAGCUGACACCCUGAGGGGACGCACGGACGGACGCACGGAUCCAUCCAUCCUCACCCAGUUCCCCUUCAUCCAUUCGCUACCCACCCUGCUCUCAAGAGCCCUCUACAGACACGCAAACCUGGAAACCCCGAGAGGUGGAGGACCUCACCACCAAUCACACAACACUCACCUGUCAAUCAAUUAUCCCCUAUCCGUCAGUAUUAGUUCGGAUUUCUUGAUUUUACAGAGGGAUCUUAUUUUGUAAAUAUGAUUUAUGGUUUCUUCACUGUAAGUUGGAUGUAGACGACGUUUGCAAUGUAUUCCUGAUGCUGAUGAUGUUUUAUGUCACGCGUACCUAAUAUACAGACCAACACCUGUAUUGUCAUCAUGCACGCUUUGGAAUGUAUACAAUACAAACAAACCUGCUAUGAA